GUGGAAUGGCUGAAAAACGACAAGCUGGUGAGUUCACUGACCGACGACAAGGUGGACACCCGGGCCGACUACGGCCUCAUCAUCAACGAGGCGCGCUUGUCCGACUCGGCCAACUACACGUGUCUGGCCAGCAACAUCGUAGCGAAGCGUCGCAGCGCCACGGCGCCUGUGAUCGUCUACGUGAAUGGCGGCUGGUCGCUGUGGACGGAGUGGUCGGCGUGCAACGUGCCGUGUGGGCGGGGCGUCCAGAAACGCUCCAGGACCUGCACCAACCCGGCGCCGCUGAACGGAGGCGCUUUCUGCGAGGGCAUGUCCGUGCAGAAGAUCACCUGCAACGCGCUCUGCCCAAGUUAGUCCCACUUCUGAUUUUCAGCGAAGAUGAACUGAAGUCGGGAUGCACGGUUUGAUCCGCGGCAUGUCAGUAGAAAACACAAAACUGGAGGAAAAUGUGUGCGUGGAGGAAAACUAACACAGAGCAUUUCUUAGGGAAGCAUGGUGGUGGUACCAGCAUGCUGUGA
Messenger RNA from Poecilia latipinna (sailfin molly), 518 nucleotides. Its product is annotated as netrin receptor UNC5D-like. The transcript has 2 exons. Gene Ontology annotation, cellular component: cell periphery. The annotation marks the transcript as partial. NCBI's taxonomy places the organism in Eukaryota, Metazoa, Chordata, Actinopteri, Cyprinodontiformes, Poeciliidae. The record is from RefSeq and is a predicted model, not a curated record.